UCUUAGAAAUUGUGGAAUUUUACUCAGUUAGAGCUAUGGUUUAGCAUCAAGAGGGAAGUUUUGUAAAAGCAACAGGAAGAAUUGCUCAGAUACCCGUGAGCGUAUAUAACUUGGGUCGUGUUAUAAAUGCUCUGGCUAAACCUAUUGAUGGGAGAGGCGAAAUUGUAGCUUCCGAAUCUCGCUUAAUUGAAUCUCCUGCUCCAAGUAGAAUUUCCAGGCGUUCCGUAUACGAACCUCUUCAAACAGGGCUUAUUGCUAUCGAUUCGAUGAUCCCUAUAGGGCGCGGUCAGCGAGAGUUCAUUAUUGGGGACAGACAGACUGGCAAAACAGCAGUAGCCACAGAUACAAUUCUCAAGAAAAAAGGGCAAGGUGUAAUAUGUGUUUAUGUAGCUAUCGGUCAAAGAGCAUCCUCCGUAGCUCAAGUAGUAACUACUUUCCAUGAGGAGGGGGCCAUGGAAUACACUAUUGUAGUAGCUGAAAUGGCGGAUUCACCUGCUACAUUACAAUACCUCGCUCCUUAUACGGGAGCAGCCCUGGCUGAGUAUUUUAUGUACCGCGAACGGCAUACUUUAAUAAUUUAUGAUGAUCUCUCCAAACAGGCACAAGCUUAUCGCCAAAUGUCCCUUCUAUUAAGUCCCGGCCGUGAGGCUUAUCCAGGGGAUGUUUUUUAUUUGCAUUCACGCCUUUUAGAAAGAGCCGCGAAAUUAAAUUCUCUUUUAGGCGAAGGAAGUAUGACCGCUUUACCAAUAGUUGAGACUCAAUCUGGAGACAUUUCCGCCUAUAUUCCUACUAAUGUAAUCUCCAUUACAGAUGGACAAAUAUUCUUAUCUGCGGAUCUAUUCCAUGCCGGAAUUCGACCCGCUAUUAAUGUGGGUAUUUCAGUUUCCAGAGUAGGAUCCGCGGCUCAAAUUAAAGCCAUGAAACAAGUAGCUGGCAAAUCCAAAUUGGAACUAGCUCAAUUCGCAGAGUGACAAGCCUAUUAUUCGCCUCUGCUCUCGAUAAAACAAGUCAGAAUCAAUUGGCAAGGGGUCGACGAUUAAGGGAAUUGCUUAAACAAUCCCAGGCAAAUCCUCUCCCAGUGGAAGAG
Triticum dicoccoides is the source of this 1087-nucleotide messenger RNA. RefSeq names its product ATP synthase subunit alpha, chloroplastic-like. Lineage: Eukaryota; Viridiplantae; Streptophyta; Magnoliopsida; Poales; Poaceae. Gene Ontology annotation, molecular function: ATP binding; ADP binding; proton-transporting ATP synthase activity, rotational mechanism. The transcript has a single exon. Bases 267 to 971 code for a protein of 234 amino acids. Gene Ontology annotation, biological process: proton motive force-driven ATP synthesis. The record is from RefSeq and is a predicted model, not a curated record.